Molecule: messenger RNA, 447 nt
Organism: Diaporthe batatas
Lineage: Eukaryota; Fungi; Ascomycota; Sordariomycetes; Diaporthales; Diaporthaceae
Exons: 3
Coding region: 1-447 (148 amino acids)
Source: RefSeq, a predicted model, not a curated record
AUGCCCGCCAACCGCGGCCCGGUGCCCGUGAAGCUCUUCCGCAGGGAGGACGCCGAGGUCCUCACGCUGGGUCCCAUUACCUGCUAUGUCUUUGAGGACGGGUCUCGCACCGACAACCGCGUCGGCGCGGUGCUCUUGAUGAUCCCGCCGGGGGCCAAGGGCCCGCCUAUGCACUGGCACCGCUUCCACGAUGAGCUGUUCUUCGUGACGAAAGUCUCCCCGGGUGACGUGAUGGUCGUCCCUCCCCGGGCCAUCCACACCUUCGAGAACGCCUCGGGCACCGAGGAGGCUGAGCUCUAUAUGACUUCCACACCUGGACACUACAUCGAUUAUUUCCGUAUGAUGAGCCAGGCGACGGAAAACGAUGAGAAACUGGAUGAGGCGGAUCAGUUCUAUCUCAUGGCACAGUUCGGUACUUUCCCGCCGGAUAUCCCAUCAGAACCCUAA